GGGUUAAAGCCGCCGAGCGCCGAGGAGCCGGUGCAGAGCGGGCAGCUCGGCGGCGGCGGCGGCGGCAGCGGAGGCGGUGGCUCCAGCCGGCGCGGCGCGGGGCUCGGCAGCGGGAUCCGGCAGCGGUGCUAGCUCCGCGCUCCGUGCCUCGCUCCCUGCCCGGGGUGGUCGAAGAGCGAGGCGCGGAGUCCUGGUGGCCCGAGGGCGCGAAUCCAGCCUUGUCGCAUCAUCCUGCUCCCUUGGUUUUGGAAGUCUUGGAAAAAGUUGGUCUGGAGGAGGAGGACAUUGAUGUGCUCUGUGUAGGGCCAGUGGUGAAGAGGCCACCCUGAGCUUUAGCCUCCACCCCUCCAAGUGCAGCCUGGGCAGUCCGAGGUCCCAGCAUGGAAUGACUGCUAUGGCUGCCCCUGUCCCGUGGGCCUGCUGUGCUGUGCUCGCUGCCGCCACUGCCGUUGUCUACACCCAGAGACACAGUCCUCAAGAAGCACCCCAUGUGCAGUAUGAGCGUCUAGGUUCAGAUGUGACUCUGCCAUGUGGGACAGCAAACUGGGAUGCAGCAGUCACAUGGAGGGUAAAUGGGACAGACCUGGCCCCUGACCUGCUCAACGGCUCUCAGCUUGUGCUCCAUGGCUUGGAACUGGGCCACAGUGGCCUCUACGCCUGCUUCCACCGUGACUCUUGGCACCUGCGCCACCAGGUCCUCCUACGUGUGGGCUUGCCGCCGCGGGAGCCCGUGCUCAGCUGCCGCUCCAACACGUACCCCAAGGGCUUCUACUGCAGCUGGCAUCUGCCCACUCCCACCUACGUCCCCAACACCUUCAACGUGACCGUGCUGCACGGCUCCAAAAUCAUGGUCUGUGAGAAGGACCCAGCCCUCAAGAACCGCUGCCACAUCCGCUACGUGCACCUGUUCUCCACCAUCAAGUACAAAGUCUCGAUAAGUGUCAGCAAUGCCCUGGGCCACAACGCCACAGCUAUCACCUUCGACGAGUUCACCAUCGUGAAGCCUGACCCUCCAGAAAAUGUGGUAGCCCGACCAGUACCCAGCAACCCUCGCCGGCUAGAGGUGACUUGGCAGACCCCCUCGACCUGGCCCGACCCUGAAUCCUUUCCUCUCAAGUUCUUUCUGCGCUACCGACCCCUCAUCCUGGACCAGUGGCAGCAUGAAGCUCUCUUUUCCUCCGGGGGGGUGGUCUUCACUCUUCUCUCCCCGGCAGUGUUCUCAGUUCCUCUGGGGGUGCUCACUCUCCUGACCCCCGGGCGCCACCCCCAUCCCGCGGUCGGGCUGCAGGUGGAGCUGUCAGACGGCACCGCGCACACCAUCACGGAUGCCUAUGCCGGGAAGGAGUACAUCAUCCAGGUGGCGGCCAAGGACAAUGAGAUUGGGACGUGGAGUGACUGGAGCGUGGCCGCUCAUGCCACACCCUGGACUGAGGAGCCACGACACCUCACCACUGAGGCCCAGGCCCCGGAGACCACGACCAGCACCACCAGCUCACUGGCACCUCCACCCACCACGAAGAUUUGUGACCCCGGGGAACUGGGCAGCGGCGGAGGACCCUCAGCACCCUUCUUGAUCAGUGUCCCCAUAACUCUGGCCCUGGCUGCCGCCGCCACUGCCAACAGUCUCCUGAUCUGAGCCCGGCUCCCCGUGAGGACAUGCCAGCGCACCUGCAGAGGACCAGGAGGCCGGAGCUGAGCCCGCAGACCCCAGUUUCUAUUUUGCACACGGGCGGGAGGACCUUCUGCAUUCUCUUCAAACAUAAUUUGUAGAGACCCCGGCAGGCCCGGGCCUGCCGCCCCCUAGCCCUGCCACACCAUGCUGGCUCUCCUCCUGCCCUCAGGAGAGGAGGACCCUGCAGCUAACCCACCCACCAAAGACCCCCCACCCCCACCCUGGCCCCUCGGGCUGGACCCUCCAAUGCCAGCCACUCCCAGGAGCCCUUGGGGGGGUCUGAGGGGAGCCCCUCACAUCCAUAAUUUCUCCUGCCCCAGUCUCCUGUCUGUCCCAGGGUCUCUGUUGCCACCAUCAGAUUAUAAGCUCCUGAUGCUGGGGGGGCCCAGCCAUCCCCCUCCCCCCAGCGCCCACACUUUUCACUCCCCCACCUGUCCCCAUUUUGUACGGCCCUCCCCUUUCCCUGCUCCCACCCCACAGUAUUUAAUGCCCUGUCAGUCCCUUCUAGUCUGACUCAAUGGUAACUUGCUGUAUUUGAAUUUUUUAUAGAUGUAUAUACAGGGGUGGGAGGGUGGGGGGUUCUCAUUAAACGUCACCAUUUCAUGAGUCCUUGGAACAGACCCACUUUGGGAGGGUAUCCUUCUUCCAAGGAUCCCUCCCCUUCUAGCCCUGGAAGAGGGAAGAAAUUCUAGUUGGAGAGAGACAACUCUCUCCAUAUAGAUGGGGAGACGCAGUAUAGCUCUCAGGCAGAUGUGUCUGGGGGUGGGGCUGUCUGCUUCUUUGGAGGAGAAGGCUCCCUGGAGGCCAGGGGCAGAGCUGUGGGGAAUGAGGGGUCCCAGUGAGGCAGGUCCCACAUGGGGAUGUCCAGUCAGUCCUGGAGGCUACUGAAUCCUGACAGGGGUAGGCCUGUCAAGAGUCAUCUCCAGAGCUGCCUUCCAGGAAAGCCUAGGCUUUACCCAUAGGGGCAGAGAUGCAAGAAGGUGAGGAGGCCAGACUUCAUCUUUGGGGUACGGGGGGUUGUCAUCCCCGUCAUGCAGUUCAGACAGUUCAGGGGCUCUAGGAGGUCAGGCCUGGGGCUUAACUAGGCUACAAGGCUCAGAGUGCAGAGCGUACUGGGCCUGGGCAGGGCGGGAGGCUGCGUGAAGGAGGCCACUUGCUACAUGACUAGGGAUUGGGCCUGUGUUGCAGGACUGGAAAUGUGAAACAAGAUUUACCCCCAGGGUUAGAUUACAGUCGAGACUCAGUGUGAGCAGAAGAGCAGGCUUUGGUUUUCCAGAGUACCCAGUCUUUGGUCUAGUUCUGUACCCUGCCCACACCCUUCCAGUCCUCAAACUGGGAUUCCAAGGCCCCUUUGGUUUCUCCUCAGAGGAGGGGCUUGUGGCUGCCCCACGCCUGCUCAGGUCCAGCCCCCUUGUAGAAGCCCCUGCACCUCCUACCACAGUGGGGGGACACUGCAGCUCCUUAGCUGAGGGUGCCUAGGGCUGGGGCCACGUUGGCAGGUACCUCUGGCCUGGGGGAGGGAGCAAAGGAUUAGACCAGAACCCCAACCUGGGGAGCCAGGCUUGGCCUUGCUCUGAGUGGCUGGGAUGAGAGAGAGAUGAAGUCAGAGGCACAAAUACACUGACUUGCGCGAACACUCCCCACAGCAGGUGCCGAGUGCCACACCUACACUAAGCCACUCAUCCCGUGAUCACACACACACACACACACACACCCCAACUCAAACCUUUUCUUCAGACCAGGGUCAGAAAAUGGACAUUCCUUGCUGGUCUCACCAGGCCUGCCUGGGAUUGUGCCCCUGGGAGGAGGGAUCCAUGUUGCCUCAAGCACUGAUGAGUUAGGCCUGGACAGGGCUUGGGGCUGGGUGAGAGCUCAGAGGGAAGGUGGCUGGCUCUCUUCCAGGCCAGGCAUUACAGGAGGAGAGGGGGUGUUCCAGGUGGGAGAUCUCAUGGAAAACAAAAGGCCUGAUGUCAGGGUAGAGGGGCCUGUGGCUUUUCAAGCUGAGUAGCCCCAACUAGGGGAAUGCAUGACUCCUCAUUCCAGGAAGAGGCUCCCAAGAUUGGACAUACGGAGAAGUGGCUGUGGACCUACCUCUGGACCCUGGACCCCUGAUUUGCCUGUUUGUCUGGUUUCUGUGAGAUGUGGCUUGAGCCUGAACCUGUAUUCCAGGUUCAGCAGGGGUGGACAGAGCAGGCGGCACCAACUCUUGCCAAGGACAUUGUAUUCCUGGGGUGGGUCUGAGCCGCCCCCUUCCCUGUCUUUGUGGUAGUGGGGCUAAAGCUCAGAGGUCUCCAGCCUGUGCUGCUUUCCUGCCUCGAGAGCCUUGGUCAGCCCUGACCCACCCACCGCCCACCCAGGGCUUGGGCAUCAGCAAUCUGGCCUCCAUUAGCAACAUGGGAAAGCAAUUAUGUGGGGUCUGGGGAGGAGAAAGAGGGGAGGGGGCCUGCUGGUGCCUCAGAGGCCAACGGAGAGGCCUGUGGCAUCUCCCUGCCCCCAACCUCAAGAGAGAGAGACCCAGCCCUGUCCUAAGUGCCAAGGUGGCUGGAGGGCCAGUGUCCUUGCCUCUGACGGGCCUGGGCCUGGGGGUGGUCGUUCCUCUUUGGGAGUCUUGGCCCUCAACCUCACAGGGGCUGCUCGCUUUGGAGGGUCUUAGAGUGCUGCCUGCUGCUGCCUCCAGGUAUUGUCCCUCCGCGUCAUUAUUUCCCAUGGUGGUUCUGGGGAGCUGGGGUAAGUAUAGACAUCAAUUCUUAAAGCUAAAUCAGAUCCCAGAGAAUGAAAACUGCUGAGGGGGGCUGCCAGGGGAGGCUUGGAUCCCAGGCCCAAUGUGUAUGGUGGCUCAGCCUUUCAGCUCACUAGUUCUCUUUGCUCCCCCAAGGGGCACUGGAGAUGGGGACCUUCUUAUAUGCCCCAUUCUUAUAAGGCUGACUUGUCUCUGCCCCCAUCCUCUUCUCACUGAACCCAUUUCCAUCAGUCUCUGUCCCCUUCCUAUCCCUGAACUUGUCUUUGUCCUGGUUCCUAUUCUGUGUUUCUCUUAUGUCUCUAUCCUGUCUCCUUUCCCGUGUAUGUCUCUAACUCCUGUCUCUGUCUCCAUCCGUGUUUGUCUCUCUCUGUCUCCUCCCUGUCUCUCAGUCUUCCCUUUUCUGUCUUCCUCCCUGUCUCUGUGUGUCUACCCCCAUCUCAGUCUCUUUGUGUCUCUCUGGCUCUUCAUGGAUCUCCACCCCAUCUCUGUGUCUCUGUUCCUCUUUCUUGACUCUGUCAGCCCUUCGCUCUCUGCCUCCCUCUUUGUGUUCCUGCCCUGGUCCAGACCCCAGCCUGUGGCCACAGUGCCUCUUUGGCCUGAGCUGGGGCCUGUCCUGGCUUCUGCUGCCCCCUCUCGGCCACCUGCCUGCCCUUCAUUCCUGCUCCAGGGCAGGCGGCUGAUAGCUGACACACCCCACAUCUUCCAGCAGCCAGCCAGGAGAGAGGAAGGUGAUCUGGAGACAGUAGGCAGGAAUCCUGGGGCAGCCUCUGGCCCUGUGACCUCCCCAGAGCCACUGGGUGAGCUCACUAACUCCCUAGACUGGACUCUGGGGAAGUUCAUCUUACAGGGAAAGAAUGGAGUGCUUGGGGGGCAGAAAAGAUUGGGGUAUAAUCCUCACACCCUUCCCUCUCCUCAGAGGAGGGCAGAGAGGAAGGAGGUCUGAGGAGGGGAGUCUGAUGGAGCCAGCAUGAGGAGAGGCUGGAGAACUUUUCUGACAGGGGUACUCUAAUGGGGAAGGGCUAACCUGAAGGUGAGUGAGCCAGUGUGAAAGGAUUAGUCUGAGGGGAGGCUGGUCUGGGACAUGCUACUAUAGAGAUCUCAGUUGGAAGGGCCAGUCUGAGAGGGGGUGAUUAAUCGAGAGAGCUUCUGAAGGGUCCAGUCUGAGGAAAGAGCACUUUGAAGGCACACAGGUCUGAGAACAGGAUCACCAACUACUCCUAGUUUGCCUGGGACUGUCAGUUUUAGCACUGAAUAUCUCAAGUCCUGGGCAAUUCCUCAGUCCCAGGCAAACUGGGACUCUUGGUAACCCUAUUUGAGAAGGCCUUGCCUAACAGUGCUGGUCUGAUGGGAAAGUCGAUCUGUGGGCGAGUGGAUCUGAAGGGGCCUGGUUUGACAGUGCCAGUCUGAGGGGAGAGGCUGUUUAAGGCUGGAAGCUUCUUUGGGCAGGAACCAGGCCCGUAAGGGAGUGGAUAAUAGGGUCCUUCCAGAAGGGCAGUGGCUACGGGAGUGGCCACCAGGGGGCAGAGCAAGCUCUCAGGAGAAUCAGAGGCAAAGGCCCCAGAGGGGAGCCAGACAGUGCGGAGCUGUGUGCAAAGUGUACCUUCAGUAUCAUGCAUCACUGGGCCAUCAUCUGCCAGUUUGUGGUGGUGGAUACAACCACAGUUACGGUUUCGUGUGACUAGGUGACCAGGGGCACGUCUGUGGUAUGUUAGCGUGUAGCUUGUGAUGGUGUCUAGUGUGGCAUGGCUGAGGCCUUACCUGUGGCUAUAGGGAAGAGAGCAAAGGCAUCCUUGGACACAAGGACAGGGAGGCAAUAUAAGUGGGGCAGAGAAGUUUCCUUGGGAGGGGCUGAGAUGAGGAGAGGCAGGAACUAGGCUACUUGUACCUACCCUGGGGCUUUCUGUAAUAUUCCCUGAGAGUCCAAGAGCUAAGUGCUUUGGUCACACACAGGGGCAGCCCCCAGACCAGACUGCAUGCCUAGGCCCUGCCUUCCCUACUCUCCAGCCUCUCUCCUCCUGCCCCCUUCAGCUGGCAUUCCUCCAGCUAGAUACCACCCCUGCCCGCCCCCGCCCCCUCCCCCAUUCCCCAAUCAUUGUUCCUGUCUGCCCUACUUCCAUGCCUUGGUUCACACACUGUGCCCUGCCUGGAUGCUCUCUUGUCAAGUACUGAGGUCCCUCUGAUGCUGCCGCCUUUUCGCUCCUCUACCGUGGGCUGAACACCCACUCUGUACUAAGGCCUAGUCCUAUGGGCCCCUAUUUCACUCCAGGGAUUUGAAAGUGCUAGGGGCUGCUAGGUUCUUGCCCUAAGGAGGGGUCUGAGGGGAGAACUAUGGACAAGGCAAGGGUGGGAUCUCUGGGUUAGGAGGCAAAGUGAAGCCGCCUCGUAAUCACUCUACUCCAUCCUACCCCCGACUAACAAAAGGAACAAACGCCCAAACCAAAACAAAAAUGCUGCUACAAACUCAAGUCCAACCAAACUCGCAAAUUCUUUUUAUAAACCUUAAAAUGUGGUAGCCGAGGAAAGUAACAGAUGAUAAUGGUGCCCCAUGCCCAAAAGGAGCAUUGAGAAAAGAUGAGUCAAAAUACCCACCAUUUUCACUAACAUCCUCUAAUCUGAGGAACAUGAAUUGUUGCGUGAGUAGGUAGCCUUAGGAAAGGUCUCGGGAAAAGCCUUUGUAAGUAAAACCCCUGUGUUCCUCCGUGAGACCUCAGGAGAGGCAAGAAGAGCUGCCAUGGCUUGGCAACUUCCAGAGUACAGGCGUGAGGUUGGGGGAACAAGUCUAAGUCUAUAGGAUGGGAUAUGCCCCACCUCUAAGGGUAUCAGAGGAGAGACAGCGCCUUGGCCCCAUCAAAGUCAGUAGGUAGCCCCAGCCAAACCACCCUCAGGGCACAGAAAUGGGGUGGGUGAGUUUGAAAGCAAUAGCCAGCUUUCAAACCAGAGCUCCCAGGGGUGGAUAAAUUGGUCCAGGUGGGAAGGGGCUCAAGGUCCCACACUCCAGAGCAAGGAGAGGUAUCCUAACUGUGAGCCAUGGUAGAUAGUUGUAAGUGGAAAGAUAAUGGCAUGGCCCUUAGGCGUUCGGAUCACAGCCACGAUAUAGGUAGGAAGGAAGUAAAGAAGGAAAGUGGGAAGGGAGGGAGGGGCAGGAAAAGGAACAAGGAAGACAGGAUGCAAAAAAUAAAGGAAGAACCCAAUCUAGAAGAAAACCAAAGGAAUAAAAAAUUCCUGGCAAGUUCUUCCUGUUAUAGAAGGCCUUAACAAUAGUAUGAAAUCCAGAGAACAAGAACUCAAAGACAAGAUGAUAAAACAACAAUGAAAUGAAAAGGGAGAUUAUAGAACUAAGGAAAAAUAGUAAAGGACCAAAACAAUACCAUUACAGAUACAACAGACUAACAGUAACAACACAGAAUAGAUAUGGCUGAAAAUCAAAGUAAUUUGUAGGAAAGGCUUUGAGAUCCUGAAAGUAAACAUGAGAAAUUUGAAGAUAUUAAAGCAAUUAGAGUGAAGUUAAUAGGACAAAGGCAAGCUACCAUAAGCCUGGUUGUUGGCUGCCCUAACGUAGAGGUUCCAAAGAUGGAACAGAAAAAGAUACUAAGGUAUGACCUACAGAAAAACUUUCCCUGAAAUUAAGGAAGAACUGAAUAUCCAGACAGAAAAUGAACAGCCUAUGGCAGAAGAAUGGAUACAGAAUAAUGGACAUUAAGACACUGAUUUAGUUGCUAAACUCUGAAGAUAAAAUAAUAAUACUUCAGGAACCCAGGCAGAAAGAGCAAGUCAUGUAUGGGGACAAAUUAAGGCUGAUCUUAGAUGUUCUCCAACAUAACAUUCUACAAACCAAAGUGACAAAGCAGUAUCUAUGAGGUUCUGAGGGUAAACAAGUAUUACCCCAAAGCAUAACCAACAAAGUGAUUGAUGUCAGUCAUGACUUUGGGAAUAGAGAACCCAUGAGCCCUUCUGAGAAAACAAACAAAAAAACUACGCAGUGACAAAAUCCAGUCAGCCAAGAGGUUAGUCAAAAUAGGGAGCUGAGGAAGGGAGAGUUGUGGUAAAAGGACUGGUGGUGAACAGUAAUUCCCUUUAGGUUAAGACUAAACUGGGAAUUUUAGUUGCAGAACAGAAUGUAAAUAUAAAUCCUUAUAAAGUUAGAUAAUUGGCAACAUAAUCUGGAGAGAAGGGGUGGAAGGGAGAGCAGAAGUACUACUCGCAUUUGCCUUCAUAGUUGCGAGCAACUAAUGGCUUAUAAAACUGACACAUAAUGAUACAAAUCCUACUCCAACUGCUUAAUCAAAAUUGUUUUUCUUAACUUGAGAGGGGUCUUUUAGGAAUGAAUAUUUUUUGAGGUGAAGAAAUAUUUAGCUGCAGUUCAGCAUUCUUUCAUUUUCACUUGAGUUGCUUUCCCUCAAUUAAAGUAAAAGUAUGUUUUGUUUAAAAAAAAUAGCUUCGGUAGUAUGUCCCAUUCUUGUAUAAUUUUUCUACCUCUCUCUUUUACAUACCUUUCUCUUCGCUCUCUGCCCCCACCCCAACGCAUUAUGCUCACCAAAUGCUAAUACUGACCGUUUCUGGGUGGUGAGACUUUCAGUGAUAUGCUGCAUUUUUCUUUGUAUUUUUUUGUAUGACUUAUAAUUUUUAAAUAACAAGCAUGUAUAUUUUUCAGUCUAUUUUUUUUAAAAGAUCAUUUAUUUUUAAGGUAAAUCGAUUUCUUUUGUUUUAAGGUAAAUUUUUUUUUUAAGAUUUUAUUUAUUCAUCUGAGACACAGAGAUACAGAGAGAGAGAGAGCAUGAGCAGGGGGAGAGGCAGAGGGAGAAGCAGGCCUCCCACUGAGCCAGGAGCCCGAUGUGGGACCCGCGAUCCCAGGACCCUGGUAUCAUGACCUGAGCCGAAGGCAGAUGCUUAACCAUCUGAGCCACCCAGGCGCCCCACGGUAAAUGUUUCUUUUGUUUUAAGGUAAAUCACUUAACCUCUCUGAACUUCAGAUUUCUCAUCUUCAAUCUGGGGACAGCAAGAUUCCUAUUAGAGGAUGUUUUGGAGAUUGUGAGAUAAUAUGUGGUAGGCUUAAUAAUGGCCUCCAAAUACAUCCACAUCCUAAGUCCCAGAGCCUGUGAGUGUGCUUAUAUGGCAAAGGGAUUUUGCAGCUGUGAUUAAAUUAAGGCUCUUAAGAUGGGAAGAUUAUCCUGGAUUACCAGGUGGUUCUGAUGUAAUAACAACCAUAGAAAAGAGGCAGGAGUUAGAGUCAAAGAUGAGGUGAUCAGAUGAUGGAAUGGGAAACUGGAAGAUGGAGGAGGGGUCUACAAGCCAACAAAUACAGGCAGCCACUAGAAGCUGAAAAGGCAAUUAAUUCUUAUCUCAGAGCCUCCAGAAGGAACCGGCCCUGCCCACACCUUGACUUUAGCCCAGUGAGACUGAUUUCAGACCUCUGACCCUCAGACUGUAAGAGAAUAAAUCUGUGUUGUUCGGUGCCACUAAAUUUAUGGGAAUUGAUUAAAAUAGCAACAGGAAACUAAUACACCUUCCUAUGCGCUGUUCCCUUGGCUUCCCCAUCCAUCUCUUUCAUCCCCCCCAGCUGCCAAUUGGUCAAUAUUCGAUUCAAGUUUCCCUGACCUUGCCUACCUUCCACUGCUGCAUCCCCCCUCAUAGCACUCCCCACUCUGGGUUACGGUUGCUCAUGGGUAGGUCUCCCUCCCAGGCUGGGCAUAGGUGCCAACAGAGCAGGGCUCAGCGCUCUGGGCCUACCUACCCGAGCAGAGGACCCAGCUGGUAACUAUUAAGCUAACAGAUAAAUAAAUGAGGGCUAGGUGAGUAGUUGGUACCAUAUAACUAACCACUACUCUCUUCCCUUGGUGUUAGGAUCUCUCCCUUCCCUAUUACUACCUGGCUCGCUCUCCCACCAGUCUGUCCUCCACAUACACAUACUCUUUCAAUCUCUAGAAAACCGAGCUGUGUCUUUAUCUCAGACUUCCUUCUUUAGUCCUUGGUUCAAAACACACACCUGUUGUGAGUCUGUCAGCAGGUUUACUUUCAUGCUUGUGUGUGUGUGUGCGUACGCAUGUAUGUUAUGGAGACCUGUGAACCUCUUUGUGUGUAUUUCCUGGAUAUGUGGUAUGUGUGUAGUGAGUAUAAGACAUGCGUAACUCUGGAUGUUUUCAUGCGCAUGCCUGUGGUCUGGGUAGGCUUGUUAUUUCUGUAUACAUGUGUACAUGUCAAUACUUGUUUGUACGUAUGUGUGCCUCUGCUUUGUGGGUGGUGUGUGUGUAUUAGUGUGUCUGAUUUCUGCCCCCAAGGGAUUUGAUGGCCGGAGGCAGGAGUUGGUGUACAGGGAUAAUUUAUUGAGAUGUUAAUGGAGUUUUGUUCCAGUACAUUGUUCCCUUUCUGGGCUCAGGCAGAAGGCUGGGCCUUUUUUCUCCCUGUCUCUUGGGGUGAGCAUCGCAGGUCCAAGGCUGAGUCAACUUCAGGCUUCUUCCUGACUCUAGCCUUCUGGAAACUUAAGCUUCUUCAGGGAAUUAUGCUAAGGAGAGGGGGCAAAGUAAUCCAGAGAGUACCCUCAAAUGAAGAGGGGAUCUCUUCAUUUGUUGCUUUCCCUCAAUUAAAUUCAUGUGUUUGCGUGAGCAGGUGGGACACACAAACACUCCCUAACAGUGCCCUACGAGUGGGGGCAGGGUGAGCUUGGGAAGGCAGGACCCUGGAUAUUGAGCUCCCAAACUGGACAUCUCAGCAGAGACCAUGUGAAUCACAACAUAAAACACCCAGGCUCAGGUCCCCAGGACCCCUUUGCAAGUUGGGGAGGAAGGGUGAGGAGUUUCUCCCAAGAUGACCUUACUACUAGCUCCAGAAGCAAAGACCUAGGAAAGGAGUUAUAUUUAGUUUUGCUUUGUUUUACCAUUGUAACCAUUUCUAAGUGUAUGGUUUUGUGGUAUUAAUUAUGUAUACAUAUUUUUAAGACCUAUCCAUUUACUUUAGAGAGAGAGCACGGCCAUGUGAGCAGGGGUGGGGGGGAACAGAGGGAGAGGGAGAGAGAGAAUCUUCAAGCAGACUCUCUGCUGAGCUCAGAGCCCAAUGUGGGGCUCAACCCCAGGACCCCGCGAUGAUGACCUGAGCCGAAAUCAAGAGUCAGACGCUCAACUGACUGAGCCACCCAGGUGCCCCUGAGGUAUUAAUUAUCUUGUUAUAUAUUGUUGUGUAACCAUAGAUUUCAUUUUUUUUUUUUUAAGAUUUCAUUUAUUUGAGAGGAAGCCUCAGAGAGCAUGUGGCAGAGGGAGAGGGGCAGAGGGAGAGGGAGAAGCAGGCUGCCUGCCGAGCAAGAAGCCUGAUGUGGGGCUCAGUCCCGGGACCCUGGGAUCAUGACCUGAGCCAAAAGCAGAUGCAUAACUGACUGAGCCACCCAGGAGACCCUAGAUUUCAUUUUUAUAAAUUAGAGAAACAUUACCAAUUUAACACACCUGAACACACCAACCUCUGGGCUCAGUGUCCCAGGAAAAACACAUACCAGUUGUGGGGGGACUAUGAAGAGGCAGAAGACACACCUUACCCCUGGGGGGUGGGGAAGGGCAGGGGCAGGAUGGGAGGGAAGGGCAGGAAUGGUGAGGACCCUCCUACGGUCGGUAGUGGGCCAGGUGAGAGCUGCGGCUGCAGAGGACUGGGGGCUGAGGUUCGGGGGCUUCUACUGAGAGUCAGAGGGCCCUGGGAGCUGGGGAGACUUGGUCAGAUUUGUGUUUGGGAAAGACCGCUCUAGGGCCAUGUCUGGAGACGGUCUGGAGGCCGUGCAGAGGAGAGCAAGGAGGGAAGAGAACGCAGAAGCGGCAGUAGCUGGGAGGUGCUUUGAAUGAAUGACGCAGAAGGCCUGAGAGCAGGUAAGAGAAGAACCAGGGCCAGGUCAGUGAGCACAGAGUCACCAAAUCUUGAUGAAUGUGGGGUGAAGAGGGAAGGGAGAGGGAAGAGCCUUGCAUGAUGCUGUCGACUGGGAGACGGUAGCACUGUUUGUUGAACUAGUUAGCACAGAGGGAGGACAGGCUUUGGGGAAGUUGAUAAUAAUCAUGGCUCCCACACGCAAGCACUUGCCUGUGAUCACACAGCAAGUAAGGGGAACAUGGGCUCAGAUUAGACCUGUCAAGUGUUGGGACUUCUUAGUAGAAGGCCUUAGGUCAGUAGUUAAGAGAACGUAUUUGGGUCAGACAAACCUGGGCUCCUGUUGACCUUGGACAAGGUGGUUAAUCUCUCUACAGCUCAGUUUCCUUAAGUGGAAAAUGAGAAAGGCUUGUACCUCAUAGGGUCGUUGUAAGGAUUUAAUGAGAUGAUGUAUGUAAAGAAAUUAGCACAGUUCCUGCCAUGUUGUAAACACUCCAUAAAUCUUAGCUCUUAAUAACAACAGCAGCAGCAGCAACAAACACCGGUCUGGGACUUGGGGGUGAGGUCUGGGUCAGCAUUAAGGCAUCGUCAGCAUAAAAUGGGCACAGAAGCCAUAACGCAGAGGAGGACCUCACUUGAGGAGAGGAGAGGAGAAGAGAGCGGGUGCAGAGAGCACAGCCCAACGGAAAGGAGGGGCCAGGGAGGUAAGGGAGACAGACAGAAUGCUGGAGUUGAGGGCAAUGCAGCAAAUCAGGGUUUAAAUCCAGACUCUAUCACAGCUGCUCUGGGGCCUAAGGAAAACCUCUUGAUGACCUUCAGUCCCAGUUCCUUCAUCUGUUCCAUGGGCCUGUCUUGCAUGCAGGUGAGGGAUAUCUAUGAUGAAUGUAAAGCUCUGACAGAGUCUAGGCGCUUGAUUAACAGUAGUUGUUUUAGGGGCACCUGGGUGGCUCAGUUGGUUAAGUGUCCGACUCUUGCUUUUGGGCUGUGAGAUCCAGCGAGCUUCCUGUGGGCUCUGCGCCGGGCAUGGAGCCUGCAUGAGAUUCUCUCUCCCUCUCCCUCUGCCCGUCCCCUCCCCCCUCUCCCUCUCUAAAAAAUAAACAAAGAAAACAAGAGUUGUUUUAGGAGGAGGAAUAAAUGUUCCCAGAGAGGGUGGCUUCAUGAAAGACAAUGAAAGAUGGAGUUUCAAAAAGGGAUCAACAACCUCACUGCUGCCGAGAAGUCAAAAAGAUAAGGACUAACAGAUAUUCAUUGGAUGUGACAAGGAGGUGAAAGUGACCUUGGUGAGCCAGCUCCAGGGAUGAUGAGAGCAGAAGGUGGGGGCAGCGGCUGGGGAGUGAUGGGAGGUAGGGAAGUGGAUCUGAGAAAGCAGGUGGCAGCUUGGCAGGGACGCUGAGGAGUGAGUGGGUGGAUGGGUAAAGGUAGGAAUAGGCAUGGUUUCAAGAUAAGGAAAUCAGAGCAAAGUCAUGGCAAGGCUGCCUAUCCCAGAGUAUGACUGCUUUAUGCUCACCCUACCCCCACCCGCUGAGGACUGGCUCCAGCCUUGGGAUCCUUUGCCCUUCACACAAGUCCUCUCUGUCUGGGCACAGAACACAGUGCAAUCCCAGGGCCCUGGGUGUGUCCUGGGGCCCAACCUGGGUCACCCAAUGCUGAGGUCAGUCACCUCCUAUCUCUGCCCUACUUGCUAGUAUGGCCUAGGAAAAGUUGAAGUGGUUCAUACCUUCUGCCAGGUUUUAACUUCUGUCCCUGUCCCUGCCUGCCUGGAUCUGCACAGCCCAAGGGAGAUGGACAGUAUUAAUAAAAAUAGCUAUCAAUUAUAUUCUUUUUUUAAAAAAGAUUUUAUUUAUUUAUUUGAGAGAGAGCAUAAGCAGGGGGAGGGUCAGAGGGAGAGGGAGAAGCAGACGCCCCACUAAGUAGGGAGCCUGACACCACGGGGCUCCAUCCCAGGACCCUAAGAUCAUGACCUGAGCCGAAGGCAGCUGCUUAACCGACUGAGCCACCCAGGCGCCCUAGCUAUCAAUUACAUUCUUUCUUCAGGUUCUUUCCCACCAGUAGUUAAACAUGCCCAUGUAAGAAACACAUAAGAAAUUUCUAGGGGACACCUGGGUGGCUCAGUCAGUUAACCGGCUGCCUUUGGCUCAGGUCCUGAUCCCAGGAUCCUGGGAUCGGUCCUGAGUUAGGCUCCUUGCUCAGCGGGGAGCCUGCUUCUCCCUCUGCCUGCAGCUCCCCCUGCUUGAGCCCUCUCUCUCUGACAAAUAAAUAAAUAAAAUCUUUAUUAAAAAAAAGAAAUUUCUAGAAAUUGAAUAUAAAGUUCCUCUGGUUCCACAUCUUUCUAUAUCUAUUCUCCUUCCCCCCAAUUUUUAACAAUAAUCAUCUUGAGUCAUCUAUAUUGUAUCAGCUUCUUACUCAUCAAACCACUCCAGAUCUGGUGGCUCCCACAUACCCCAUCUCCAUUUCCCAUUGUCCAUUGCCCACUGGAACAACUUAUUGCCAAGAUAAUCAACAACCUCCUUUCUUUUGAGUCCACUGGUUCCCUUUUCUAUAACUACUAGACCUCUCUUUGACAUUCUGGAUUGCUGACCCCUCCCUCUUUCUUGAACCUCUGUCCCUUCUUGGCUUCUCUGAAACUAUGUUCCUUCCUGGUUUUCCUUCUACCUCUGUGACAGCUACUUCCUUAUUUAUUUUGCAGAUUUAUCUUUUCUCCUGCAUCCAUUAAUGUUAGUAUGGUGGACUCCUUUAUGUUUUGUUUGGAUGGCCCUCCCUUCUGGUGGGAACUGCCUUUCACUCAUAUGGUUAUCAUGGGAGCCAGCAUAUUAUGACCUCCCUACCCUGCCAUGGAUCACUAAUACAGGGAAUGGCAUCUGACCAAAGCCAGGCUGAUAAGAGCAAGUCCCUGGGAAUUUUGAAGCUGAAACUGAAAGAGAUGAGCCAACAUCUUGCUGGGUAUACCUGGAUUUAAGCUGUAAAGCUGAGAAUUGUCAGAAACUGGGUUUUUUAUUGUAUGGGCUAGAGAAGCAUAGGAAGCUUGUCUGGAGAGAAAAAAGGAGAGGAGACAGGGUGGGGACAACAAGCAGGGCUUCCCAAUUUCUCGGACUCUCCCUGUGUACCACCGUCCUGAUUGCUAGGACCUCUCAGUUUCCUCACCAUCAACAUUGGACAAGAGCCAAGAACUCAGCUUCUGCAAUUCAGCAUGAUGCAGGAUGAUCUAGCUUCUAGCAGUUUGAGGUCAAGGCUGAAACACACUUCCUUAUCCAAGCAAAAUACUUACUCUGUUGGCCCCUAACUGCUUGCAGACCACCCAUUUUGGAUGUUCCUACCCUGUCAGGCAAAUAUGAUGGUGCUUCUCAUUGUAAAGUGAGUUGACUGGAAUGCAAGUGAGGGAAGGGCAUCAUUCCAGGGCAGGUUGAAGAAGAAAGGCUUCUAGCCCUGUCACUCCAGCCUAAGAUUUCCCAUGAAGCCAGAAGGCAUAGUUAGAGGGAUUGAAAGUGCCCCUUUUAGCAUUAUGAAAAACAUAGUCCUAAAAAAGAGAAAUUGCUCCAAGAGCUUGCACAGCUCCUGCAUUUUUGUGGCAAACCUGAGGAUUCAGAGAGCAUGGUUCUACAAAUUUCUAGUAUUGAUUAUGGUAGUAGAAAUAUGUUGUAUUCAUAGAUGUCCUUCACCUUUUAAAUAGUUUUCCUAUAUGGGAAAAGUCACAUUUUAAAAUCCAGUCUCCUUAGUACAGUAGUCAGAACUAAAAUUUGCAACAUCCUAUGCAGCUUGUUUAUAGACAUUGCUACUUGGCCCCAUGUGAGGCUUUGAUUUGGAAGUGAGCUAUAAUACGAGUGAGUAAAUAUCACUAAAGUUCAAUAUUUCUGGUUCUCCUUUCCUUCUGAGCACCAGGAGGGUUGCCCUUCUUUGUUGAUGUUAGGUAUGGCCAUGAGAUUUGUUUUGAUCAAUGCAAUGUGAGCAGGAGCCAAUGUACAUUUUCCCUCACUCUCUUUACCACAGCAAACGCUGAAGGUUCCAAUCAAGAAAGUGGCAUAGGGAUGCCUGGCUGGCUCAGUCCGUAGAGCAUGCGACUCUUGAUCUUGGGGUUGUAGGUUCAAGCCCCACACGUGGGUUGUAGAGAGUAGUUUAAAAAAUCCUUUAAAAAGAAAGAAAGAAAGAACAAAGAAAAAAAGGAGAAAGAAAGAGAGAGAGAAAGAAAGCAAGAAAGGAAAGAAAGGCAUCAUCCUAAGAUGGUGAAACCUCCAUCAUCACUGUGAUCCUGAGUGGUCACAGUGAGCAGACUCCUCCUCCCCACUUCACCCAUGCCAGAACUGUAGCAUGAGCAAGAAAUCCAUCUUUGUAAGAUCUGGGGUUGUUCAUAACCGUUGUUACCUGCCUGACUCUGACUGAUACAGGAAGGAAGCGGGUUGGACAAAAGGCUUCAAUUUCUGCUAUUGCUGGUAGUAUAAGUGUCCCCUUUCGGGGGGUGGUAGUGGCAACAGGGGUGGUUUCCCAGGGGUUGCAAUGUUGAGUUCUUACCGCAGAAAUGCUACAGAGCUUGUAAAGCUGGCAGGCAGAGUAAACUCUUGGUACUUAGUAUUUGGAGGGGCAAUGGCUGCAGUGUCCUCAGCAGGUUGUGUGGUAUGGUUUGAGUGUUGUUUCUAGAAACUGAGCCUCAAAUUCAUUUCCCCAGUCCUCCUAACAUUUCUGAGCUAAAUAGUAUCUUUUAACAAAUCCCUUUUAUGUUUUAAUUAUCCAGGGUGGAUUCUAUUAUUUGUGAAAAAGAACUCUGAUGAAAUUACUAUAUUUAAUAAAUCUCAUGUUCCAUCCGUUA
Molecule: messenger RNA, 17046 nt
Organism: Mirounga angustirostris (Northern elephant seal)
Lineage: Eukaryota; Metazoa; Chordata; Mammalia; Carnivora; Phocidae
Gene: CNTFR
Product: ciliary neurotrophic factor receptor
Exons: 11
Coding region: 386-1636 (416 amino acids)
Biological process (GO): ciliary neurotrophic factor-mediated signaling pathway
Cellular component (GO): external side of plasma membrane; CNTFR-CLCF1 complex; membrane
Molecular function (GO): cytokine binding; ciliary neurotrophic factor receptor activity
Source: RefSeq, a predicted model, not a curated record